This is a messenger RNA of Staurois parvus, 481 nucleotides long. The record is from the annotation of a GenBank genome assembly. Lineage: Eukaryota; Metazoa; Chordata; Amphibia; Anura; Ranidae.
AGAAACAUUGGUGAAAGAAUGGGUCGCUCUCAGGAGCUCAGUGACUCCAAGCGUGGUCCCGUGAUAGGUGGCCACCUGGGCAAUAAGUCCAUCCGUGACAUUUCCUGGCUACUAAAUAUUCCACGCUCAACUGUUAGUGGGAUUAUAACAAAGUGGAAGCAACUGGGAACAGCCACUAAGUGGUAGGUCACGUCACAUGACAGGGCGGGGUCAGCGCAUGCUGAAGCGCACAGUGCGCAGACGUCGCCAACUGUCUUCAGAGUCAAUAGCUAAAGACCUCCAAACUUGUUGUGGCCUUCAGGUGAGCCCAACAACAGUGCGUAGAGAGCUUCAUGGAAUGGGUUUCCAUGGCCGAGCAGCUGCAUCCAAGCCUUCCAUCACCAAGUGCAAUGCAAAGCGUUGGAUGCCAUGGUGUAAAGCACGCCGCUACUGGACUCUAGAGCUGUACUCACCUGACUGCAUUGUGCCAAGUGUAAAGUUU